Molecule: messenger RNA, 243 nt
Organism: Ceraceosorus guamensis
Lineage: Eukaryota; Fungi; Basidiomycota; Exobasidiomycetes; Ceraceosorales; Ceraceosoraceae
Exons: 2
Biological process (GO): translation
Cellular component (GO): mitochondrial large ribosomal subunit; ribosome
Molecular function (GO): large ribosomal subunit rRNA binding; structural constituent of ribosome
Source: RefSeq, a predicted model, not a curated record
AUGUCGAAGAGAGCGGCAGGUCCGACGGCUAAAGCCGCGGCGCAAAUCGUCAAGCUGAUUGUUCCAGCUGGAAAAGCUACUGCUCAACCUCCCGUUGGACCUGCUUUGGGAGCUAAGGGAGUCAAGGCGAUGGACUUUGCAAAGGAGUUCAACGCAAGAACAGCACAUUUGGAUCCCGGUCUGCCUACGCCCGCACUCAUCACCAUCCAGCCCGAUCGAUCUUUCACUUUCGAACUACGGAGU